Penicillium macrosclerotiorum is the source of this 3075-nucleotide messenger RNA. RefSeq lists its product as uncharacterized. Gene Ontology annotation, biological process: protein autophosphorylation; peptidyl-serine phosphorylation; autophagosome organization. The coding region runs from base 1 to 3075 and encodes 1024 amino acids. Gene Ontology annotation, molecular function: protein serine/threonine kinase activity; ATP binding; protein binding. Gene Ontology annotation, cellular component: autophagosome; cytoplasm. The record is from RefSeq and is a predicted model, not a curated record. Lineage: Eukaryota; Fungi; Ascomycota; Eurotiomycetes; Eurotiales; Aspergillaceae. The transcript has 3 exons.
AUGGACUCUUUCAUUUCCGAUCUGGUUCUCGAUAGCCUAAUCGAGGUCAAAUUCGACCAUCACUACACACAUCGACUCACUAUGCAUAACGAUCUGUCUUCUUCACGAUUUGGGAGACGUAGGCCGCGAAAGGAUGUAUGGGAGGAAGUCAAGAAACUGGGGAAAGGAGCUUAUGGCACUGUUUCUCUCCAGAGAUGCCUGACAAGCGACAAAGCGGAAUUGCAAGCCGUGAAGAAAAUUAAAAAGACCAUCCUACCAAAGAGAAUCGAUUAUUUCAAGGAGCUGGAAGCGAUCGCGAAAUUCUCACAGAAGAAGUACGAAGGUCUUUUUGUCGAGUUCAUUGGAUGGUAUGAAAAUGUUGAACACGUAUUCAUUGUUAUGGAGUAUAUUGAAAACGGCGAUCUGGAUUCGCAUCUCGAAAGGCCGUUGCCUGAAAGCGAAGCUAGGUUGAUUACGUUCCAGCUAGCGGAAGGCCUGAGUCUUCUUCACGAGAAUGGAUUUGUUCAUCGAGACCUGAAACCCGCGAAUAUCUUUGUCUUUCGCAAGGGCCCCAAAUGGUGGGUCAAAAUCGGUGAUUUCGGUUUCAGCAAACGGGACAAUGGGAAGGAAGGCAUGCUUCGAUCACUGGUUGGGACACCGGCAUUUUUAGCUCCUGAGGUUCGAAACGUGUACCUCACUGGUAUGAAUAACAAGGACACCAUGAACUCAUAUACAAAUAAAGUUGACAUAUGGGCGUUGGGUAUUAUAACUUUCUACAUGGUUUUCCUUGAUCAUCCAUUCGAUCCCGAAGAUAUCAGCGUGCAACAACAAUAUAUGCAAGAUGGAAACUUUCCCUUUCCCAAACCUCGAUCGAAGAUUAUUAGCUCAGAUUGCAAGAGCUUCAUCAAGGCCGCAAUGGCUCGACAUGCCUCGGAGAGAUUAUCUGCAAAAGAGGCAAUGGAGACUGCGUGGCUGCGGCAGGGGGAAUUUCAUCUUACCAGAACAUUGAGCAUGCAAAUCAAGGAAGAAAAGCUCCGAUGCAGUGAAAUCGAGGAAUUCCAUGAGACGCUUUUGCCUGUGCAGGAGCGGCCUUCGCUUUUGCCUGUGCAGGAGCGGCCUUCGCUUUUGCCUUUGCCAUUGCAGAAAGAGUCUUCGCCUUUGUCUGAUAGCGACAAUCAUAACUUGUCUCCAGCGACGAAUAAAAAUGUACAGGCAUAUGUACUGCCCUAUCGGGGGUUAUCCACCCGAAAAGAAUCUACUGCAGUGAAGUCUGAGUCCUCAGAAACUCAAACUGUUUCUUCAUCAUACGAAGGCACGAAACAAUUGGAACUGAGAAAAUGGCUAAAUCUACACAAGAAAGGGGUAGAGUCUUUCCAAAAUCAUGAGUUCAAGACAGCCGAGUUCUAUCUCCGAAGAGCGGCCGAGGGCCGAGAGAAAUUACUGACCUUAGAUGAUCGGGACACUCGGACCUCAUACGAUCUUCUGGGUAUUACUUAUUACUAUAUGUCCCGAUAUUCGGAAGCCAAACGUGUGUUUCAGAAGCUUUUUGAAUAUCGAUCAGAGGCGCACGGUUCGAAUUGUGUAUCCACACUCAGAUCCCGCUAUCGGGUCGGAGCCAUGACAAUUCGAGAAGGAAAUUACCCAGAAGGACUGUCUAUUCUGCAGCAAGUGGUAGAAACCCAAAAAUGUGUGCUCGGGGUAUUUCACCCACAUACCUCUUCUACGCUUCAUGAAAUUGAAGAGAUCAACGCCCAGAUAGACAAAGCCACAAGCUCCAUGCAGCAAAUGAUUUGGGACCGUGCGCCGUUACUUCAGCGAAGCUCUCGCCAGUUUCGGCUCUUUCCGAGAACAGCGGCAGUCAAAAUUCGAGGCUUAAUUCAAAAUAGAGCGGCAAAUGUCAGAGUGCUAUUACCACACAACUCUCCCAAGCUUCUGCCAAAACCUAAGCAGGGUGGCUCGACCAAAAUUGAAACUCAUUAUCGCACCAUGGCUGAACUUGGUCAAAGGUUGCACGGACAGGGAGAUUAUAACACUGCUAAUAACUAUCUCGAAGUGGCAACGGAGGGGCUUCAGAAAUGCUUGGGACCAACACAUGCUGAUUCACUCGAUGCUCUCUAUUGGCUUGGUCGCAAUCAAUUUGAGCUAUUUCACUAUGAAGCCGCAGAGCAUCUUUUUAGUGAGGUCGCAGACGGGUUCAGCAAGAGCCUAGGUAGUACCAGCAGGAAGACGUUGGAUUCUUUGUAUGCGCUUGGACUAGCGCUUUCUAAGCAAAGAAAAUACAGUGAGGCCGAAAAAGUCUUUCGUUCUGCACUCCGAGAACUAGAACAUAAAAGCGACAAAUAUGACCAAUGUCUAGUGCACACCUCCUUCCAGAUUGGAUUCACCCUGUACAAGCAAGGAAAUUCUGGCGAGGCUGAACCAAUCCUCGAAGAAACUUUGACAAGACAAAGGCUUUUGCUAGGUCCGGGAGCAGAAGAGACAAUUGAAUGCGCCUUCUGGCUUGGAUGUGUUCUUUUUGACCUGGAAAAAUAUUCCGAUUCUGAAGAAGCUUUCUGGCAUGCUUAUCGUCGGACUUUUACUACAGGAAAAGGCACCCGAAGCAUGACAACGAGUCAUUGGUUGGGUUUAUCUAUGUACUACCAAAAAAAGUACAAAAAAGCCAUGAUAUUCCUCAAUCAAGCAUACUCGCGACGGUACAGCAAAUAUGGAGAAUAUGACCUGGAUACUUUAUGUUCCACUUAUUGGCUUGGCUUAGCGUACUAUCGCCAGGCCAGAUACGCUGAUGCAGAGCCUCUUCUUUUCCAGGCGCAGAAUGGGAUAAAAACGCGUUUCGGGCCCUCAAAUCAAGAUACCCUCGACUGCCUAUAUUGGUAUGAAAAGGUUCUGCAAGCACAAAAGAAAGCUGAAAUGGCAGAGUUGGCCCAGCAAGAAUUAAUUCAAGGUUAUAUGGUAUUUUUUAGUCUCGAGUAUCCAGCGAGUCUACUGACCAUCCAGUGGUGGAUCGAGUCACUACAACCUCAGGAGAAAUUCUUUGGGGCAAAUCUGGAUUGGAAAGAAGUCGGGCCUGAAAAAGACUUAUUCCAAUUUGGGAAUUAA